CCCGGCUUGAAAACAGCUGGGCUCUAAGGUCCGUGUGCUGAGAGCAACGUGGGACUGCGAGGCGAGGGUACGUCGUGAGAAGCGGGACAUGCGGAUAUUCACUGAUCGAAAUAAGAGAAUGGAAGGAGGGAUUAGUGACACGCAGGGAGGAAAUCAGGCACGCAGAGCCGUAUCUACAGACUGAUGCUGCGAGGGCACUGUACAAGUACUCGCACGAUCGCGAUUGAUGCUGGAUUUUUUGAUGUCAAACUUAUAAUACACCGGUGGCUCACUUAGUUUAUGGAUUUGUACUUGCUUUUCUUUGUCAGAUUAUCCCCGCCGAACUGGUUUCCUGUUGGAAAGGGCCGCGGCAGAACGAUGUCGCUGUGGAGGUCACUGCCAGCCAGGGGGCAGUGUGGUGCUGCUUGUGUCAGCCUUGGUCCAUCGCCAUGCUGGUGAGUCUGAUCUGACAGGCCCUGGGGAGCCCCCCCCCCCCCACCCUGCGGAAUCUGGACCAGCCCUGUCUAACCGGAAGGAGGCAGCUUGGAUGUAGCUUAAACGGUAUAACGAAGACGAAGCUCCAUUAUGGUGUGGAUCUAGACUCCGCCCUCCCCGGGCCUUCCUGUUUUAAGCGAAGCUGUCCCAUCAGAGGGCGAGGGGGUGUCAAGCAGAGAGGGGGAUGGCUAAGCCCUUCUACAGGCUGCAGCGCUUCCUGCGACGGACGCAGCUGUUCCUGCUCUUCUUGGGCGUGGCCUACAUCAUGGCAGGCAGCGUGCUCCUGCUACAGCGGAGCAGCCUGGUGGUCUCCCAGCGUGGGGGCGGCGCCCUGCCCCCCUUGCCCUCGCUGCCCUCACCGCCUCGGGCCCCGGAGGCGCCUGCCUCGAGGCCCUUCCCCAGAGCGCCCCCCGGAGAGGAUAACAUGCCCGACGGCAAGCCCGGCCCACGCUGGCUCGCAUCACGGAACCUGGAGAUCCGGCGCCUGCGGCGACGCUGGUUCCACAGCCUCAUGAGCGAGCGGGACACCCCCAGGGGGGACCACAGCCCCAUGCGGCGGAAGGUGCACCACAAAGGAACCUACAUCGGCUGUUUCCUGGACGACGCCAAGGGACGGGCCUUGAAGGGGGCCGUUUUUUACGACUUCCGGAAAAUGACCAGCACCAUGUGCCAAGAUACCUGCUCAGAGAGUGGGUACCAGUUCGCUGGCCUGGAGUACGGGUCCGAAUGUUACUGUGGCAACCGCGUUGGCAGCUCCCGGGUACGAGAAGAAGACUGCAACCUGGACUGUAAAGGGGAGCGGGGCUCUCCCUGUGGAGGGGUGGGCCGCCUCUCCGUCUACAAGGUGGAGGAGAUGCUUCCUGGACAGCGGAAAUUCAGGAACGUGCGCUACAGAGGCUGCUUUGAGAUGCCCGAUGAUCCCACUGCGGCCUUCCUAUUCCACGCCACGCAGUGGAACCUGACACUGCAGUCCUGCAUCGAGGCAUGCACUGACAAGGAGCUGCCGCUGGCCGUGCUCCGGAAGCCUGACUGCUACUGCGGGUUCGCCUCGCUCAGCUUCAGCCUGCAGCGCCCUCUCCCCGACCAGCGCUGCGCCCUGGCCAACACCACCGUGCCCCCGGCCCCCCCAGACAGCCACUCUUUCCAGGUCUACCAGACCCCUGUGCAAGAUUCCAGGUGCACCGAACGGGAGUUUCUGCCUGAUAAGCCCAGCAGAUUGGUGGCACUGUCCAGUUUCCCGGGGGCUGGAAACACAUGGGUUCGACACCUCAUUGAGCUGGCCACUGGAUUCUACACUGGCAGCUACUACUUUGACGGGACCUUGUACAACAAAGGCUUCAAGGGUGAGAAGGACUACUGGAAGAGCGGGAGAACCAUCUGCGUGAAGACCCACGAGAGCGGAAGGCGUGAGAUCGAGAUGUAUGAUGCGGCCAUCCUGCUAAUUCGGAACCCGUACCACUCACUGAUGGCCGAGUUCAACCGCAAGUGUGCCGGCCACCUGGGCCACGCCUCUGAGCAGCACUGGAAGAGCAAAGAGUGGCCGGAGUUUGUGGACAGCUACGCCUCCUGGUGGGCAUCCCACGUGCUGGACUGGCUCCGUUUCGGCCACCGGCUGCUUGUGGUCCACUACGAGGAGCUGCGUGCAACGCUGGUGCCACAACUACGCUCCAUCGCCGCCUUUCUGAACACCAGCGCCUCGGAGGAGCGCCUGCUCUGUGCCGAGAGCAACCAGGAUGGCCACUUCAAGCGGCCAGGCGGCCGGCGGGCCGACUUCAACCCCUUCACCCCCGAGAUGAAGCAGCUCAUUGACGGAUACAUAAGCGCCGUUGACCAGGCGCUCAGGGAGGGCAACCACACCAGACUCCCCCAGGAGUACAUGCCCAGGUGAUGGGAGGCAUCCCAUUUUUGUGACAGUCUCCAGAACCACAUUCCUAUGGGCUGAGGUCCCAUGAUGGACCCUGUUACUAAGGUGCACAAAACCAGCUGGCCAGGGGAUCAGAACCCACAGCGCGCCGAUUCCCACCAUGGAAUCACAAGCGAACCUCACCUUUCCUAGGUUGCCCCCAUUUUUUUUUUUUAAAUGACCUUCAGUUUUGUCUUUAUUUGCACUUCUCUCCCCCUCACCUCGUCCUCCUUCCCUGCAACCGCCUCCCUCUCCCCCCCCAGGAUGUGGGAGUGCGCCUCACAGCCCACGAGUGCAAUCAAACGAAACGUCACAGAGACGACUUAUGAAAGAUUAAACCGGAUAUUCUCGGCCCGCCGUUCCCUGAUUAAAACCCGCGGAGAGAAUUCCGGAUUGCUGGCCGGGAUGGAAUUUCAUUUCCGCCACAUUCUGCUUUUUUUUUUUUUUUUCUGCACGGCUGAGCCCGAGUGAAAAAUCAGAACAGGGAUGUAAAGAUCGGACCGCUCCUAAACAGUCGUGGCAGCGCUGACAGCUGUGUCCCUCUCGUAAAAGUAAUACAAAAAGAAAAGAAGAUACAUGCAUUUUAUAUCUAAUUUGUAGGUUCACAGGUUCUUGCUUUUCUGUUUAGGUUUGGAAAUCACACCUGGCCUCACGUAGAGAUGUAGCAGAGCAUCCAAAGGUAAACGCUGCCUCACAGCUUCUGUUACGGGGCG
This is a messenger RNA of Brienomyrus brachyistius, 3090 nucleotides long. It is a transcript of the gene wscd1a, whose product is annotated as WSC domain-containing protein 1. The record is from RefSeq and is a predicted model, not a curated record. The transcript is spliced from 9 exons. NCBI's taxonomy places the organism in Eukaryota, Metazoa, Chordata, Actinopteri, Osteoglossiformes, Mormyridae. Gene Ontology annotation, molecular function: sulfotransferase activity. Bases 659 to 2362 code for a protein of 567 amino acids.